UAAACAACAAUAGGCGAAAUAGGUAACAACUUAUUGUACUCCUAAGUAUAAGUGACUUAAAUGAAGUGAUCGAUGAGAGAAUGUGAUUGUUAAAGCAUAUUUCGUUAUUAUACUAGAGAUGUAGCUAAUCACAGCUCCAUAUUUGUGCAGGUGAACUGGAAGACUUAAAUUAAACAUGGCAGAUGAAUGUGACUUGGAAGAGCUUACAGCUUUUUUAGAGGAUUCUGAUUGUGAUGAACCGGUCCCGGGGAUUCCUAAAGAUUGCAGUGAGGUGGCCGAACCUCAGAAGUCAAAUAAAGAUGGGGUGAUAAAUCAGGAUGAAAUAGAAGCUUUCUUGCAAGCAUCCGAUGAAGAUGAAAAUGAUGACAAUACCGAAAAAGGUGAUGACUGUAGUCAAGCAGAAAUAGAAGCUUUCCUGGAUGCCUCUGAUGAUGACGUUGAGGAACAGAUUAAUGGGGAAAAUGAAAAAGGACAAAAGGACGCAGAAGAAGAUGGGGGACUGUUUGAUGAUGAUUUUGAUGAUGAAAUUGAUGAUGCUGACCUCAAAGAAAUGGAUGAAAUAAUGUCUCAGUCAAUCUCAGAACCAGCUGAUAAUCCUUCUGCUCCAGAUGAUGAUGAUGAUGAUGAUGAAGCAGAAAAUAAAACGCAUGAUACUAAACCAAAUGAAAUAGUGGAUAGCCAUUGUUUAAGUAACAAAGCAGAACAUGCUAAGAAUGAUGCUGAAGAAUCGGAAAAUGAUUUAGAAAUGGAUGAAAGAAUGUCUGAGGGUGAAGAUACAGCGCAUGAAAGGGAAGAUGAUGAUGAUGAUCCUGAUGAAGGUAGUAAAGAUGGUCCAAAGGCAGACAGUGAAACUGCGGAUGAGGGAAAUGUCAGUCAGUCUAUAUUAGAUGAAAUGGCUGCGAUGUCUAAGAGAAUGAAAGAGCUUCAGGAGAUGCUGAAUGCAUCAAAAUCUCAAAACACAGAUGAAAAGAAAAGUACAGAAAAAGUUGACAAGAAAUCGGCCAAACCACAUUCACGGUCAGGAAAAGAGUCUCCAAAACAGCGCUCUAAAUCAAAGAUUGAGUCGCAAAAACAGCGUUUAAUAGCAGAUAAUAAAUCUCCGAAACACAGUUCAAGGUCAGAUAAAGAUCCACAAAAACAGCAUUCAAGGACAGAUAUCAAAUCUCCGAAACCACGUUCAAAUACAGACAAGGAACCUUCAAAACAUCACUCACGGAUAGACAAAGACUCUCCAAAACAUCAUCCAAGCAAUUCUUCAACUCACAAGUCAAAAUCAUCUGCCUCAUAUACUCCGAAAGGAAAAUCAUCAUCCAAAAGUCAUAGUCCUAAAAUUUGUACUAAUCAGACUCAUAAUAGAGAUGAACAAAAGUUGUUGAAACAAUCUUCAUCAACUUCAGACAGACAUUCUGAUAAAAAAUCUGCUAAUGAAAAUAGUGCCUCAAAAAAAGUGGAUAAGAAAACAUUUUAUGGAUCCAAGCCAAAGUUGGCUUCCAAAACUGAAGAUCCUGUUGAGGAGGACAAUCCAUUUUUUAACGGACCAACGGAGAAAGUCAAUGCAAAGACAUUAUUUGGGGAAUCUGAUGACAGCGAUUGGGAUGACUUAGCUGGAGAUGAGAAGUCUCAGUUAAGCAAAGAAGGCAAGGAAAUGAAAAAGCUCCUUGUGUCAGGCCAGAGACAGAGGCAAGCCCAUGCUCCAAACUUCGACCCCACCACGAUCAAGAAACCAGUCAUGUCCAGAUGGACAGACACAAGUACAGUGCCUAAAAGACCCCCUCCAGUCCCAAAACAAGAAGGCCCAAAGCUGAACCCAGAGACUGGUACAGUCAGUGGGAAAUAUCGACUGCGGGACGAGUACAUGCCGAAAACAACCAGUCUAGUGAAAGAAGAUGAACGUGAAUCAGUGACGGAUCCGUUCUGCGGCAUUAGAAUCGUAAAUCCUCGAAUUUCCAUGGCUGAGUUCAAACGUAAGAUGGAUGGAAGGAACAUGAUGAAGAUAAGCCGUCUUCUGUCAAAUCCUGGGAAUGCUGACCUGCAAAAAGACAACUGGGUCACCAUGGGGGUCGUCGUGCAUAAGACAGAGCCCAGACAAUCUGCAGCGGGCAAAACCUUUUGUAUAUGGAAGUUGAGUGAUUUACAAUCAUGUGAGAAAACUGUGACAUUCUUUCUGUUUGGUAAUGUAUACAAGGAUCACUGGAAGAAUGACUUGGGUAUUGUGGUAGGGCUGUUGAAUCCCUCUGUGAUGGACAAGGCAGAAAAGAUCCAGUCAGAAGUUGCUAUCACCAUAAAACACCCUCAGCAGCUACUUAUAAUGGGUUUCUCCAAGGACCUUGGUAGAUGUCGGGCCACAACUAAAGCGGGCUCACCCUGCUCAUCAUUUAUCAACAAGAUGCAGGGCGAGUAUUGUACGUACCAUGUCCAGUCCAUGUACAAGAAGUCAAGCGCCAAACGCCAGGAACUCCAGGCUAGCACUGGAGUGACACCGAAGGCGUUUGGUGGUGGAAAGAGAACCAACAAGGACGGUUGUUUCUUCUACGGAGGAAAUACAUACAGCACAAAUAGACAACAAUCCAAGAAACCUAAGGACAUGAUGUCGUUAAAAAAGCUUCAAUCAUUUGACUCAAAGAAGUCUGCAGGGAAGAUAACAACAAUGUCCCUGCAUGAACUGGAACCGGAGGAUGAACUUAGGAUACAGAAAUUGGAAGAGAAGGACAAACAACUGCUGUCCAUGUUAUCUGUGCCCUCUGCUGGUUCCAUGAAUUUUGUCAAACACCUUGUAAAGAAAGAUGCAACUGCCUCCCUUAAUGGUAAAGAUGGUGAGGAACCAUUACCCUCCAAGUCAGCCUUAGAUUUACUGCAGAGUCAUAAAAAAGACUUGCAGCAGAAACAAGUACAACAGAAACGUCAGAAGGAGCUACUGUCAGUGGUACCGACUAUUGGGAAGGGCCUUUCUGCGGGUCAGGAGUUCUCCUUGGAUGUCCCUGUGAAGAAGAAAGGCAGUGUGGCAUUGGAGUUUGCAAAGCAAUUAGCAAUAGCCAAGAUCAAGGCCAAAGGAGGAAUCUCCAAAGACGAUCCAAACGCUGUGGUGCAAAAGAAACUUCUCUCACCCGAAGCCAAGGAGAAAAUUAAGAAGAGAGUGGCAGAUGAUAUGGAACAUGACGAAUGUCCGUCAACUUCAACUGGUGCCCAAGAGCCUCCGAAGAAGAAGUCCAAGCUCCUAGGUGACCUUGACCUGAACUCCCCUGAGGUACAGCAGCUUCUCAAGAAGAAAUCUAAACACACAGGAGCUCUGGCUGAGGCUGAGGCUGAGCAAGAGGAGCGGUAUUUUGGCAAGCUGGAGCAGAGGGAACGGAUGGAAGAUAAAAUGGCCUCGAUCAAGGAAAUGGACGUCACCCUCUAUAAAUGUUUAGAGUGUAAAUAUCGGAGCAAGAGCCUUCACGAUCGGUGCAAGAAGGAGCACCACAAUUUUGUGAAGAGUAAAGGAACACAGAGGUUCUUCAAGUGUAAACAAUGCAAAACACGCACCAUCUGCUUUGAUAAAAUGCCGACAAAGGCUUGCAAAGAUUGUGGGAGUUUCAACUUUGAAAGGGUAUCCAUGUAUCAGGAAAAGAAAGGCCCAACAUUGGAAUCAGAGGAGCUUUGUCUACGUGGAAACGAGCAGAAAUAUCUGGGCAGCCUUGGGGGGAAGUCCUUCCUCAACGCAUGAUUGUUUGGGGGAACCCUUACAUACCCUUGCCUAAUGUCUAGUACAUGGCAAGCUGAUAUCAGUGAUUUCCUCGUGUGUGAGGUGUUUAUAAUCUAGACAAAAGUUAGUGCUUAAAUAUGUAAAUAUGUAAUUAUAUGGAGGAAGUGUCAUGUAGUUGGUAUCACUGACGACAAAGUUGCAAGUGUGGUAUUCCCUAGAUACAGGUUUAUGUUAGAUAUAGAAGUGAAAUAGCUGAUUGUAAUUGCAACAUUCUGCAAUGAAUUCAUUACUGAAGGAAUACCUUUUAAAAUAAAAUCCCGGUCCUCAUUGAAUUGUGGAAUAUAAAAAAACUAUAGCAAAUAAAAUGUAGCUGUUUAAGUUAUUGAAAUAGAAUAGUGCACAAUUGUAUGAUUAGAGAUAUAUCAGUAUGGUGUUUUACUUGUUUAAAGUGGAGGUAUUGUGUUGCAAAAAAAACUUUUGGCCAUAUCUCGUCAAACCUGGAAGCUUUGUUCAUAUAAACUUCACACAUGUCUACCAAGUCUCAUCACUGUGGUCAUAAAUGCUUGUUGAGUUACGUCCCUGGGUGUAUUGAGAACUUCAGGGAAUCAGCUGGUGGUGCAUUUGUCAAGUUAUAUUAGGGGACAAAUGAAAGAAUAUUCCACAUUGUCAUGUUUUGAUAGAGUCAUUCAUUUGCCUUGGAAAACAGCUGAAUGAUCUUGCAGUUUAAUUAUGGGCUCUAACUGUUAGGCCACAUGUAUGUAAUGAUAAUACUGAUUUGUUAGUGUACAUGUAUGAUAAUAUUAAUUAUUAUCUUAGAAUUUGUACUAUAUUUUGUGUACAUUUUAAAUUUUGUGUUGUAAAUUAAAUUAUAAUAUUAAAUACGAGUAAUUGUAUAUAUUUCUGAUACAAAUAUUGACUGUCAUUUCUGAUCUAUGGCCUUUUACAA
This is a messenger RNA of Mya arenaria, 4628 nucleotides long. Its product is annotated as protein MCM10 homolog. Gene Ontology annotation, cellular component: replication fork protection complex; nucleus. The record is from RefSeq and is a predicted model, not a curated record. The transcript has 25 exons. Lineage: Eukaryota; Metazoa; Mollusca; Bivalvia; Myida; Myidae. Gene Ontology annotation, biological process: DNA replication initiation; DNA replication. Gene Ontology annotation, molecular function: DNA replication origin binding; single-stranded DNA binding. Bases 176 to 3703 code for a protein of 1175 amino acids.